AGUGACCAUUUCGAGAGAUUUUUUAGUAAAAAACUUGAUAAAAAUGCGAAAAACUAAGAAACAAAAUUUAUUUGACGAGGAAUCCGAGGACGAGGAACAAAUUGAACUCAAAACGAACGAAAGUUACGCCAAAUCUUACAAUGAAUUUCGUAAAAAGGAGCUUUUAAGUCAUCUUAAAAAUGGAGAUUUAGAGGACGAAUCUUCGUCUUCUGAUGACCUCAGUACCGAUGAAGAAGUCGAAAAUCCCGAAUUUGACAAGGAAUUCUUCAAAACUCUCGCUUAUUUGAAAAGUAAGAACCCGGAAAAAUACUCUGAAAAGCCAAAAUUCUUCGAAAAAACCAAAACCGUCGAGGAAUUCCUCAAAGAAAAGCAGAAAAAGAAGGAAAAAGAAAAGCCCGUGACGAUUAAAGACUACAAAAGGGAACUUUUACUCAAGCACGGACCGGAUUUCGUCGAAGAAGAUGCAGAUCCAGAGGAAAAAGCACGAGCAGCGUCCCCUUCUUACGUUGAGGAGCAGGAAAAACUGCGACAGGAGCUCAAAAAAGCCUUGGAUGACUCCAGCGACGACGAAGAUGUCUUGCAAAAACGCGAUAAAACUCGCGAGGAAGAGGAAAAAGAGCAAAAUGACUAUUUAGCGUGGCUCGCAGGACAAAAAGAAAGUGUCCCCGAGGAAGAAGUGAAGGAAUUGAAGCCUUUGAAGGAAUAUUGGACGAGUAAUAACCUCACAAAAGACGACCAAUUCUUGAAAGAUUACAUUUUGAACAAGCGUUACUUGGAAAAUGCCGCCAUCCCGACGUACGACGAGAUUGUGGGCACUUUGGAGGAAGACGAAGAAGAGUUUGAGAAGCAAGAGGAGUUCGAACACAAGUACAAUUAUCGUUUUGAGGACCCCGAUAAGGAAUUUUUGAAGCGUUAUCCGCGAACGAUCCCCGAUUCAGUGCGAGCGGUCGACAACAAGCGCAAGGAAAAACGCAAAGAACGCCAGGAACGGAAGGAACAGGAAAAAUUGCAACGAAAAAAGGACCUGGACGAGUUAAAUAAGCUCCGGAAGCAAGAAUUAGAGGAAAAAUUGGAGCGUCUCAAGCAAGUAGCGCAAAAUGAGAAAUUUUCCCUCAACGAGGACGAGUUAGCGUCGGAUUUUGACCCGGAAGAGCACGAUCGACGCAUGCAAGCCGCUUUCGAUGACAAUUAUUACAUGAUCAACGAAGGCGAGCAAAAACCCGAGUUCCCGGAUUUGGAUCAAGAACUCGGAAUUGAGGACUGGGACAACUACGACGUCGAAAAAGAAGACGAGGAAGACCCCGAAAACGAUCCCGAAGCGCCUCAUUGUGAAGACGACGACUUUAUAAUGGACUGCGAUUACGACCCGGAGGCAGCAAAAGCGGAAAAAAGUAAAAUGUUGCAAGAAGAACUCAUCGAGAGCACCAGAUCCAAGAGGAAAAAGAAAAAGAGAACAUCAAAAUUGGCGGAAAUAAUUAAGACGAAAAAGCCCGUUUAUGAGCCGAACAGCGAUAAAACCUACGAGGAAUAUUUGGACGAGUACUACAAGCUGGACUACGAAGAUAUAAUUGGGGAUCAGCCGUGUCGGUUUAAAUACUCGGAAACGGUGCCGAAUGACUUUGGAUUGACAAUUGAGGAGAUUUUGAUGGCGUCGAAUAAGGAGCUGAAUCAGUGGGCGAGUUUGAAGAAAACGAUGCAGAAUUUGCCGAAACAUGUCGAGAUGAAUGAAUAUUACAAGUACAAGAAGCGGGCGCAGAAUGAGGCGUUGAAGAGGAAAAUCUUUAAAAGUAUCUAUGGAGCGGCAGAAGACGAACAACUAGACGAAAACAUCCAAAAAGAAGUCAAAGAACCCUCACCUGAACCUGGCGAAAAACCUGUCGAGUCCAAAAAACGCAAGAAACGUAAAAAGCAAGCAAGUAACGUUGAUCCAAAAGUAUCCAACGAAGCCCCAAAACAACCCGAAACAGCUCCAGAGCAUGAAAAACCAUCAGAAGAGUCAAAAGUUCCUUCAGAGAACCCGAAAAAGAGAAAGUUAGAACCUGAAACUGACCAAAAAACACCCGAAACGAAGAAAAACAAAAAGAAAAAGCAAAAAACUGAGUCUACGAGUCCUGUUGCUCCUAAAAAUAAUCCUCCUAAAGUAGUUAAAGACGAGAAAAAGACGAAAAAAUCACCCGGAAAAGCCACGAAAAAAUUCUCAAAGGAUCAAAAACAGAAGAAACCACAAUUUAAGCUUGUGAAAUCAUCAGAACCGUUAUCAGACCUCAGCGAGAACCGACUUCGAGCUUUUGGAAUAAAUCCAAAACGAUUCUACAACAAAUUGAAGUACGGACCAAACAGUCAAAACAACAAAAAUAACGCCAAAAAGGCAGAAAAUGGCAAAAAACCGAAAAAUUUUAACAAAAACAACAAAAAUAAAGCUGCAAAAGCCUCAAAUUAAUUUUUGUACAUAAAAAAAUAGAAAUUUUUACAAAUAAACUGUUACAAUAUUUUA
Culicoides brevitarsis is the source of this 2494-nucleotide messenger RNA. Its product is annotated as protein KRI1 homolog. The transcript has 3 exons. NCBI's taxonomy places the organism in Eukaryota, Metazoa, Arthropoda, Insecta, Diptera, Ceratopogonidae. Bases 44 to 2440 code for a protein of 798 amino acids. Gene Ontology annotation, cellular component: 90S preribosome; nucleolus. The record is from RefSeq and is a predicted model, not a curated record. Gene Ontology annotation, biological process: endonucleolytic cleavage in ITS1 to separate SSU-rRNA from 5.8S rRNA and LSU-rRNA from tricistronic rRNA transcript (SSU-rRNA, 5.8S rRNA, LSU-rRNA).